Molecule: messenger RNA, 4546 nt
Organism: Orbicella faveolata
Lineage: Eukaryota; Metazoa; Cnidaria; Anthozoa; Scleractinia; Merulinidae
Biological process (GO): fibroblast growth factor receptor signaling pathway
Cellular component (GO): cytoplasm
Molecular function (GO): transmembrane receptor protein tyrosine kinase adaptor activity; fibroblast growth factor receptor binding
Source: RefSeq, a predicted model, not a curated record
CUACAUUGUUGUAAUGAAGGGAGACGGUGACGUGAUAUAACAGCUUCUGUCUUGUUCCCGUACUCCGGCUGUAAUGAAAUUGACUCAAGGGGUCCUCCUGAUUUGUCUUCUAAACUCGCUGGAUGAAAGAGAGGAAUUAUUUUUGUCAUCUCCGUUGAACUGAAGUGACAUAUUCAUGAAUAUACGGACAACAAGAAAAUGUUAGUUACCCAGAUAUUCGCUUGGCCCGCCAUCUUGCGUGACCGCAGUUCUCAGGGCGUGGGUAACCUGUGCAAGCAACAAGUUAUUGUUGCUCCCAGUUCCUCCAAGGCGCUAAAGGGAGGAAGUAAGCAAUGAUGCCGGAUCUUACAGAUCAUGGAGGUUCGCGUUUUGUUUGAGGGAACUCUGGACAAAUGCACUUAUGAACAUGGAAAAAAGGAUUGGAAGCGGCGUCAUUUUGUAUUCAAGCACAUAUUGGCCAGUAACAUCAGAAGUUUGGAAUUGUAUGCGGCUGGAACAAAGAACUGGCGAAAGACAGAGCCGAAGGGAGUUCUAGCUCUUUAUCCAGGCUAUGAAAUCCUAAAAAUCCAUGAACCAAAGCGUCCAUUUGCGUUUGAAAUCAAAACAGUCGAUCAUGCAUAUCGCUUGGCAGCUCACUCAGAAGAUGAACUUAAUCAGUGGAUUCUCAUUUUGGAGAGGGAGAGUAUUGUCAACUCAUUCUGUGUUGAACCUGAAAUAAACGACCAAAUGGCAAAGCUAGGAGCAGUGGAUAUAUGUCACCUUCAUAUAGCAAAUAGUGAACUGCGACUUCUGUGUGCAAAGGAUGGAAGGCUGCUUGUAGCGUGGCCUUUCACAUGUCUACGGCGGUACAUGAGUACUCGAGGCAAGUUCACGGUUGAAGCUGGUCGAAGAGCUCCUACAGGAGAAGGGAAGUUCACAUUCCUCACCCCUCAACAUGAUGAGAUUUACAAGCUUUUGGAUAAAGUGGUCAAGUCUAGAGCAGGUCAGAUACAGAGCACAGCAUCUUCCCAUGAAAGCUUAAGAAAGACACAAUCUGUUCCCAUUGCUGCUGCAUCUGUCAGUAAGGAUGACUCACAAAAUGGUUAUGAUCAUUUAGUAUCUAGUGCAUCAGUAUCUUCGUCAACUGCAGAUGAUCAGCUCUCACCAGGAAUGACAAAUUCGAUGAAAAACACCUAUUCAGCUCCAUAUGGACAUCUACCAUCCCGGGAUGUCACACAAACAGGCACACCACUCGCAAGUCAGGGUCUACCUCAAAUUCUGCCAGGAGGCAGAUUGUCAGCAGAAUCUAAAGUGGGUGGUCAAUAUGACACUUUGACUCAACCAGUGCAGGAUGCCUUGAAUCAGCCAGUACAGGGGAAACAAGGAGUUGGCGAGGAUGGGUACAAUACCCUUAAUCAACAUGUGCUGUCAGCUCAAGAAUAUAAUGUCCUUAACCGUGGCCCUAAACUGCAAGCGACCUUGCGACAGCCAGAGACAGAGGAUGUUUAUAAUGUGAUCGGUGAGACACUGCAUCCUGUUGGUAUACCUGAUGGUUAUCAGGUAAAUGAAGAUGGCUACCAUACCCUGUCCACUUCACGAAGUAAUGCAUCAGCUCCUGAGGAAACCUACAAUACACUGGAUCAUGGCUCUCCAGCAAGGUCUACGCACAAGGCUUCCCAUCGUCCAGGAAACACGGAAUCUCAAGGAUCUGUCACGCCUGUACCAAAACCAACAGCUAGAAGGCUCUUUGGGCCAAACGAUAAACAUUCGUCAUCAGUAGCUGAAGUUGAUGAUAUACAAAGUAAAGCAAAACCUCCCCCACCACCUGCAAGGAAAAAACCUGAACAUGCAAUGCUUCAGAAAUCCCAGUCAGUAGAUGAAGGCAGUGAAUUGUAUCACUCACUGGAAAUGUCAAAAGCAAGACCACCAGCUCCCAAUAGAAGGACAUCUGAGCAGUUGAGAAAACUUCAAAAAUCCCAGUCACUCAUGGUUGAUGAAAAUGAUGAUAUGUACAACACACUAGAUACAUGUACAUCUAAAGUAACACAUUCCCCAGUACAACCAAGGAAGAUACAUGGUCAUAUUAACAAACAAACAUCUGUGGACAGUGAAAAAAUGUACAAUUCACUUGAUGCCACAAGGGUGAGUACACCUCCAAUUCCAGCAUGGCAAAAACAUUCCUCAUCAAGUAAUGAAGGUGAUGACAUGUACAAUACCCUUGGAACUAAACGAGUCGGACCUACACUUCAUAAUGAAAAGGAGGACGAUUUAAUGGCUUCCCAUCUGCCUAGAAAUGAUGACGACAUGUACAAUACACUUGAUAAAUCAAGAACUCAACAUUCAUUAUCUGUACCGGUUCCUGCGCAAAGAUCCUUUUUAAGCCAUGGGGGCACCAGCUCCCCUCUCAGCAGCCCUUGCAAUAGAGAUUCCCCAGAGUUAAAGAGAAGCUCUACAUCCACCAUGCAGUCAGUCCGCUGCCCUUUACAUGUAGAUACUUCACCAUCGCUGGCAAAGACCAACCGACAGGCAUCUUCCUUGGAUAACCUUGAUUCUUAUGCCAGCACAGAUGCUUCAUCAACCCUGGAAAUGACUCAUCAACAGUCAACUUCUUUUGAUGACCUUGAUUCUUAUGCUAGAAUUGAUUAUGUAACUUUGUCACCAGCAAAAGGUGCAGUCAAGCAGCCACCAAUCCCAAAGCAAAGAUCAAGUCCUUCUAAAGAGAGAAAAACCAGUGCACCUGACAUCCUCUCAUUAGCAGGGUAUCACGGUGGCAAGGAAUUUAAGAAGCCAGGAAAGAGUGGGCUUGUGUCAAAUUUAAAGGCUUCCCUAGAAGCUGGAGGUUUAGAUCUGACAAAACUGCCAAGAAAACCUAAAAAGCUGUCCAGGGAGGGAAGUGAAGAAUUGCCUACAUAUGCCGAAGUUGAUGAACGAGGUGCCAGUCACACUAUCGCAGAUGAUGUCUUUGUUGCAGUGACUCCACCCACAAGACCUGCAAGGUCACAAUCAUCUCCGUCUGACGCCAAGCCAGGGGAUGACAUUUAUGCUGAAUUAGAUCAGACAGCACAGGUCAGACCCAAGUCUCUGCAAAUCACCAAAGCCAAGAAAAAUACUAAGAAAUAAUUAUACGUUAACUUAAUAUGUUAUUGUCAUUCAAGCUGGCUUCCUUCAGGCAUGCACCUAUCGAUGGCCAAUUCCCUCUCUGAGACACACCUGCAGAGAAUCGUGGUAGUUGUAUUUGGCAUCUGGGACUGGAUUUGAUUUAUUUUCAUUGAUGAAUACAACUACCAUGAUUCUCUGCAGGCGCAUGUCAUAGCGGGAAUUGGCCAUUGAUUAUGUUAAUAAAAUGUAAUGAUACCUGAGAAAACUUUGGUUGCAGGCCUCAGUUUCUCAUUUCCUCUGUCAGUAGACUAGUUUCAGGAAAAGAAAAUUUGAUUCAACAAUCAAAAUCCACUUGUCCUAAAAGUAAAAGCAAUGCAGAUAAAUUGAAGCAUUUAUUUGAAUGGUUAAUAUUCAUUCUCAUUUUGUUAGUUUUAUAGCUUUUGUGAUGUCCAAGAUUAGAUCAUAUUUCUGGUUAGCUUUCAUGUAAUAGAGGCUACUUCACAAAUAAUCAUUUGACAAGAGUAAAAAAUAAUAUAAAAGUAUAUGUAGCAGUAAAUUUGUAUAUUUUAAGUGAUUUAUUUCUAUUGUAGGUAGUUUUAAGACCACAUUCAAACUGAAGAGAAAUUACUAAUAUUUGGGUUUUUUAAAACAGAAAAAAGAUGAAGUAUACUCUUCUCUUUCAAAGUAGUACGCUCUUACUUGGUGUUGAAGACACAGAUGAAGUAAAACAAUAGACAACAAAAGGACAAAAAACACGAGGAAUACAAUGAAAACAAUAGGUUUGUGAGGCAGUGUUGUAUUGUAACGUGUAGUGUAUCUUUUACACCAUGAAACCCUACUAAAGGUUUGGUCUCACUUUUUACCAGCAAUACUUAUAUCAGUUAUGUUAAAUGAAUAUGUCCAACAGUGAAGUGCAAACAGCAUUGUGUUAUUACAUUAUUUUGAUAGUUCAAAUUAUAUUAAUUUUAUCAGUCAGCAAACAGACGUGUUUAUUGUUAAAAUAGAAGGGAGAUAUUUUUGUGACAGUAGUUUAAGUCUUUUACAUGGCAAACAUUACAUAUCAAAAGUCAAUUACAUUGUUUAGAAUUGCUUAUUAAGUAUAUUCACAUAACAAAGGAAGAAAACUGAGUCGCCAGAUCACAGGAAGAUUAUAACUGGGCGGUUUAACAGACAUGUACACAGUAUUCAAAUUGAUAAAUAAUUCCACGACAGAUUAUUUAUCUGUCAGAAGUCAACAAUAGUCAUCCCACUUUAAUUGUUUUGAUCUAUUGGAUAUGUAGCCUUUUUUCAAUAAUACCGAGGGUAGGCAUCGAUUUACUGGGGAAUUUAUGUUAGAUUUUAAUUAAAUGGCACAGCUCUUCAGUGCAACAUAAUUUUAUGUUAUAUUAUUACACAUUAGAAAACAGUCCUAAGAAAAUACGAGCACUGAUUGGUUAAAAAUUGUGUUUCUAUAACUCAGUAGAAACAC